Molecule: messenger RNA, 4834 nt
Organism: Salvelinus sp. IW2-2015
Lineage: Eukaryota; Metazoa; Chordata; Actinopteri; Salmoniformes; Salmonidae
Gene: tdrd1
Product: tudor domain containing 1
Source: RefSeq, a predicted model, not a curated record
ACGCGCAAAAUCUGGAGCGCAGCGCGUGGACAUUGUCUUGUCCACCGCAUGGGUGCAUAUCAGAAACGGAAAGGCACAACACCACGUGUGACAGCGAAAGACAGGGUUGACAGCAUGAUCAUGAACCGUGAAACUUUCCAGAACGUGGUGCAACCCAACAUGCCUUUGAGGAGGCCGUCAACCAGCCCAGCAGGUGCCGCUGCAACCCCAAGGGCCCCUGGCCCAACACCAGACCGGCCUCUAGCGAGCUCCAACGGGGAUGCCGAGGCCAGCCGAAAAGAAACCACUGUACUCACAACCGGCUCUAUGAAAACAGCCUCUAUGCCCCCAUUCACUGUUAAGUUGUGCAACUACUGCAGUCAGCAAGGUAACCUUCGCUGCACGCGCUGCAAGAAGACCUGCUACUGCUCAGUGGCUUGCCAGUCAGAGGACUGGAAUGCACACAGGCACAUGUGCAAGCCCAGUACCGCGGAUACUCCCACAAGUGAUAAGCCAAAGGAAACCCCAGCUUCACCGAUGGGACAUGGGCAGAACCCGUCAGACUCCAAGGUGAACAACGGUGAUGUGACUUGCUCCCAGCGAGUGUACCUGCGGGACCUCCGUAAGAAUGACAUCACCAAAGGAAUGGAAAUUCAGGUGUCUGUGGUGGAGCUGCAUAGCCCUGGUAGGUUUUUCAUUCACGUCCAAAGCCCAAAGCUGGUUGAGGCUCUGAGAGCCAUUACUGUGGAACUGCAGAAGACCAACUGCGGCUCGCUAGGGACAGACUACAAGCCCGACACCGGAGAGGUCUGUGCCGUCAAAUACUCCUUGGAUCAGAACUGGUACAGAGGUGUUGUCCAGUCUGUAGCUGCAGAUGAUGGAAAUGCUAAAGUUCUCUACAUUGACUUUGGAAACGAAGAAGACGUGACACUGGAUCGGAUCAAGCCCCUCGCUGCCAGCAUUGAACCCAUUCCACCAUGUGCUUUGGAGUGCAGCGUCGCCGGGAUAACACCGGUGACUGACAGCUGGAUGGGGGUGUGUUGCAUGGCUGUGAGACAGCUGGUGGCUGGAAAGAGCCUGACACUCACUGUGGUGGACACACAGGAGAAUGACCGCACCUACGCAGUGGACAUCCUGCUGACUCCUAUCGGUACUGUAUCACAGGAAGGCUAUGGAAAACAGCUGAGCACCUUCCUCAUGGACCAAGGUUACGCUGUGAGGGAGGACGUCAAUAAGAAGCGCGCAGAACAGGACGUUGACUCCCUGGUGAGUGCGUCCUUGGAAAACUUCCGCCGCCAGUCGGUGGGUAAGAACGAGAACAUGGAGGCACAGCCACCUGACCCUCUGACCCAGGGACUGGGAGACACCUUCGCUGCCAUGGUGACGCACCUGCAGUCACCUUACGACAUCAUCUGUCAGAAACUGGACAACGCCAGUGUGAUCCAGGAGCUGCAUCUGAAACUGAGGGACCACUGCUCUCAGGCCCCAGCCAGCCAAAACUUCAGACCUGCCCCUGGCACAGUGUGCUGCUCCCUAUUCUAUGAGGACAACCAGUGGUACAGGGCCAAAGUGCUGGCCUACUCCUCUGAAGAGAAGGUGUGUGUAGGCUACAUUGACUUUGGCAACUCAGAGGAGGUGGAGCUGAGUCGCCUGUGUUCCAUCAGCUCUGAACUCCUAGCCCUGCCAAUGCAGGCCAUCCCUUGUGCCCUGGCAGGAGUGCGUCCCACAGCAGAGGCCUGGUCAGAGGAGACUGUGCUGAUGCUUAGGCGGAUGGUGUGCAACCGAUUCCUGCGGGUAGAGAUCCUGGGUGAGCGGGAGGGUAUGGCGCUGGUGGCCAUGAUCGACGAGGCCAGCGACCCCCAGGGCAAUGUGGCUGAGAUGCUGGUCACCACAGGUUAUGCCUUGCCUUCCAACCAUCAGGACGAAGAGCCCACCACGAAGGGGCAGGCUGAAGUAGCCUGGACAGAAUCAUCUCAUGUGGCCAAGCCUGCUGUGGCAGAGAAGCUACAGUGGACAUGUGCUGAGCUUCCUACUGAGGGCCAGAUGGUGGCACUGGUGGUCAGUGUGAUGGAGAAUCCUGGAGAGUUCUACUGCUACAAAUAUAACCAAGAAGACCUGCAGGUUCUAGCGGAGCUGAGGGCUGAGCUGAAGCGGCACUGUGAGGCAGACAUCACCCCUUUCAGUCCUAGUGUGGGUGAGCCCUGCUGCGCCCUGUUCUCUGGUGAUGGGGCAUGGUACCGUGGUAUGGUGCAGGGUGUGUGGGCUGGCAGUAAAGCCCGGGUGUAUUUUGUGGACUAUGGCAACACCAGUGAUGUAGAACCAGCCCACCUCAGAGCGAUCACACCCGAGCUCCUCAAACACCACUUCCUGGCUAUCCGCUGCUGGCUAGCAGGUGUUGAGCCUCUGAGCCCCCAGUGGAGUGCUGAGUCUAUAGGCCGCUUCCAGGCCCUGUGUGUGGGCCAGCAGCUCCAUGCACGUGUCCUCUUCAUCACAGAGCGAGGCUACGGACUUGAACUGGACAGCAGUGGUCAAAACGUGGCCACCACACUGCUCUCAGAACAGCUGGCCAAAGCCCCUGGACAGAGCCAGGCCCAUGCUAAAUCCGAUCCCACUGUCCCUAAAAUCCCCCAGCAGAAGCCUGCCAUUCAGAGAGACACCACCACUAGUGUGGGACCACCCAAACCCGCAGCCACCAAUGAAAAUGAGCCGCCCACUGAGAAGCAGGUCAAGAAAAACAAUCAGAGCAAGGCUAGUGCUCGGCAGCCGGCAAAAGUGUCCAUCCCAUUUGGGUCCGAUGGAACUGCAUCUGCAGACAAAUUCCCUCUGGACUGGAGGACGGUGGAGCUGCCUCGCAAUGAGACCUUCCAGCCUUGCAUAGCAGCCGUUGUCAGCCCCAGUCUAUUCUACCUUUUCAACCCCAGCCACGUGUAUGUGGAGAGACUGCAGAGUGUGAUGAUGGACUUGGCUGUAUACUGCACCACCAAGGCCUUGCCUAGUCAGUGCAAACCCAUGCCAGGAGCUGCAUGCUGUGCCCAGUUUUCGGGUGAUAAGAAUUGGUACAGAGCCGUGUUCUUGGAGACCACAGAGACGGAGGCCAGUGUGAUCUAUGCAGACUACGGCAACUCCGAGAAGCUCCCCUUCGCCAGCAUUCUGCCCAUCCCCACAGAGUUCCUGGAGCUCCCUUUCCAGAUUGCCCGCUGUGCCCUCACAGGUAAGGAGCACUUCCCGUCAGUGUGGCCCGUAGAGGUCCUGGAGCUUUUCAGUGCCCUGCUGAGUGAUGGAGUGCUGGCCUCUGUCCAGGACUUCGAUGGCAACUCCAACCUGCUGUCAGUCACCCUGCAAAUAGAGCGAGGCGGGGGCCACCUCAACACUAUGAUCCUAGAGGGGCUGCAGAGCACACACACCGGCAGUGCCAAGACCUCCACUCCCAGACAGGAGCCAUUCCAGACCAAGAUCCCCAUCAUCGCCACUGCUCCAGUCACGCCGGCCACAGCUCCAGUACGCCGGCCACAGCUCCAGUCACGCCGGCCACAGCUCCAGUCACGCCGGCCACUGCUCCAGUCACGCGCGGCCACUGCUCCAGUCACGCCGGCCACUGCUCCAGUCACGCGCGGCCACUGCUCCAGUCACGCCGGCCACUGCUCCAGUCACGCCGGCCACUGCUCCAGUCACGCCGGCCACUGCUCCAGUCACGCCGGCCACAGCGGCUCCAGUCACGCCGGCCACAGCUCAGUCACGCCGGCCACUGCUCCAGUCACGCCGGCCACAGCUCCAGUAACUGUUUCAGAUUAUGCUGCACCGAAGAAUACCGAYCCCAAGGAACCACAGAGCCUAACUUGCUCAAAGAGUGUGAAUGAUGAUGCCUCUCCAUGCUGCUGCCGGGACUUGGUGCAAAAGAUUGACCAACUGGAAGAGCACAUUCUGUUCCUCGUGAAGCAAAUAGGUGGAUGGUCAAAGUGACUGCCAUACACAACUCUAUGUUCUAGGAAUAUUCAUGAAUACAUGUAGGUAUUCAGGUUAGGUGAUUUAUGCUUUGCCGUUCAGUUGGGAUGUUCCCUCAAGGGUUUUUGGUGGGUGAAUGUUGCAUCUUGUCUGUGAAAAGUAUUUACAUUAUGGAUAUAAUAUGUUGGAACAGCUCUCUUGAUCAGGACUUUGUUUUAAACUUUGGUUUAAAAUUGCUAAUCUAAUUGUUUUAGGUAUUGUUUAACUGAAAUGUAAUCAUAUUUUACACMUUCAUCAUAAACUAUAUCAUAAUUGUACUUUACAGAAGUAAGCCAUCUUGGAAAUGUUAUUGUUUUGGGACCAUGUGGUCAACGCAUCAGUAAUGUUAGGUAUCAUAGUCUUCUUUUCAAUAUACUGUAUCCAGAAUCCAGCUUUGAAUUCAGAUUCAAGCUUUAAGGUUGUUCCCAUUGCUCAAGUCACAGCAACAUUACAUGAUUAUGUGCCUGCCUUCUCGUUUWGUGUUCCACCAUCUGUUGAAGAGGCAUGGUUUCUCAUUUACUUGUUUUAAUUAAAGUUCAGUUUGGGAUAUGGAAUGGCUUUGUGACAUUAACUGAAAGCAUUUACUGGAGCGGAUUUCUUGAUGGAUAACCAAACAGCCGGGGCACAGACUACAUGCCGAUUAGCUAUGUGUUUUAGUGCUUGAUCUAAGAUAAGACAACAUUAUUUAUUUUCCUGUGUGUGAAAUAACUUCGCUAGAUAUUUGGGCCCUCAUUUGCUCCUGGUAGAUCUCACUUUUUGUCAAAUUAUCAAUGUUAAUUUUAUGAGUUGAAGACCUUUAAAGGAGAAUGUUGCUAUUUUUCAACCUACUCUGUAUUUUUMAUGUUAAUGGCAUGUUAUAAAAGGGUGAAGAUGC